CCUGCCUCUCGCACUACGCGCCUUUCAGAUCCGCAUGACCGAAGACACUCAGCUCCACCUGAGCGAACGUGGUGACAACUCCCAUCUGGAGGCCAGUUCCCACAAUGGAGCCAUCCAGGUCGCCGACAAGAGCGCUCCCUAUCUCUCUGCGCCGGACACUCACGACGUGGAACCACCCAACUCGCUCUCGUCCCUCUCGCAAGUACGCAAGAACAUCCUCUUCGCUUGCUUCUGCCUCACAAUCUUUAUCGACGGCGCGGGAAACACGGCGAUGUUCGUGAUGGUGUCCCCUAUUGCACGCUCGCUAUCCAUACCACCAUCACGAGAGGGCUGGAUCCCUACCUCUUACGCAAUGGUUUUCGCAGCAUUGAUGCUGCUCGCAGGCCGCCUUGCAGACUUGUACCCGCCUCACAUCGUGUUUACCAGCGGCUACUUCGGCCUCGGUGCGAUGUGGCUUGCCAUCUCCUUUGCGCAAGAUCAAUACACAUUCUUCACCCUUCGCGCAAUUUGCGCACUUUUUGCAGUUCUUACUGUGCCGAGCAGUCUGAACAUGAUCGUCCAGAUGUUCCCCGACAAAGUGACACAGGCAAAACGGCUCGCUCUGUUUGGCAUGGCCGGCGCAUUGGCUAGCACGCUGUCACCGAUUUUGGUCGGCCUCUUUCUUCUUUCAUCUUGGCGUUGGUUCUUUCGCUUCGUCGCGUGCAUCGCUAUCCCCUUUUCGCUCUUCGCGAGGGCCUUCAUGCCCCUCACGCAUGCCGUGGCACAGGCUGUGCCAGGCCGCCAGAAGUGGCGGAGACUCGACCUCGGUGGAGUAUUCCUCCUCGUCGGGGCCCUCGUUCUCUUCAUGUUCGCUUUCUCCGAGGCAUCGGCGGCUGGGUGGACAUCCCCGUCGUUCUACGCACCUCUCAUAGUCUCGUUGGCCCUCCUCGCAGCAUUCGUGAUCUGGGAACACUGUCAGCCGGAUGGGCUGUCUCUCCUCCCUCCGGACAUCUGGCACUACUCGAACAUAGGUCUCCUCAUUAUUCUGGGCCUUCUUCCCGCAGCUGCAUUUUCAACAUAUUCCAUGCGCUGCGCGGUCUACUUCCAGGACGCCUUAGGUGACACGUCCAUUGUCGCGGCGCUGAAGCUCAUUCCGAUGGGUGCCGUCGCCGUCAUCGCGGGACUCUUAUGUCAACCGUUUCCCGUCCUGAUGAUGCGGCCCCGCAUCGUUCAACCGAUCGCAUGUCUCCUUACUUUCGCCGGCACCAUGCUGCUCGCUUUCAGCGGUGGAGGCUGGGGAGCUGACUACUGGAGAUACAUCUUUCCCGCGCAGCUGAUCGGUACUUUCGGGGCGAUGCUCGUAUUCAUCGGCGUGAACUGCGCCAUCAUCCAGAGCUUUCCCUUUGAAUAUGCUGGGGUGGCUGGGUCUUUUGCCCAGGUCGUCUUUACGAUCGGGAGCGUGGUAGGGAUCGCAAUCCAGUCUGGGUUAGUCGCAACGGGCCAAGGGGGCACCGAUUGGACGGGUGACCGCAACGCAUAUGUGUUCUUAUCGGCCUACUGCAUCGCUGCCGGUGCGCUGUGCGGCGCACUCUUCAGAAAUCCUUUACCCAAGAUCAGGACAUCUGACAUUGAUGGGGUGGCAUAGAAUCGUACACAUCCAUGAUAUGUACAUGCUACAACAGAG
Messenger RNA from Cutaneotrichosporon oleaginosum, 1663 nucleotides. RefSeq lists its product as uncharacterized. Gene Ontology annotation, cellular component: membrane. Lineage: Eukaryota; Fungi; Basidiomycota; Tremellomycetes; Trichosporonales; Trichosporonaceae. Gene Ontology annotation, molecular function: transmembrane transporter activity. The record is from RefSeq and is a predicted model, not a curated record. Gene Ontology annotation, biological process: transmembrane transport.